AUGACUAUUACUGGCGAGACGGUUUUCUCCAAAUCAGAUUUUAGUGAUGACAAUCCCUUCCUGUCUCUUGCGAGUUAUUCAGUUUUUGGUGAUCCCAAACUGAAAACUAUGUUCCUAAUUGAUAUCAUAGGUGAAGUGUUUGAACUAGGACAAAUUCAAACUGUGCAAGUUCAUGACAAGGACAGAAAAGAGACUUCAGUUUCGGAUGCUGGUCUUGAUGUUGUGUGUUGCCUAUGGGGAAAAUACGCUGAACAAUUUGAAGAAUAUAUCGAAGGAGGAAAUGAUCAAAUGUUAAUUUGUUUGAUUAGGUUUGCUAAAAACAACAUUUUCAGAGGAUCUGUACAAAUCACCAAUGGAUUUGAUGCUUCCAUUGUCACUCUCAAUCCAACCAUGCAGGAGGCUAUUGAUUUUAAGCAAAAAUUGUUACAAGAUGAACUUCCUCUUUCUAUUGUUGAGAAAAAAAAUGAUAAGGAGAUGAUUAAGAAGCAAGAAGCAGAUUGGAAUGAGAUUGAAGUUAGGUUCAUCUCUGAAAUUUUGGUAGCAUAUGAGCCUGGGAGCUGCAAAAUCAUCUGUUCAAUUGAGUCAAUUGACACAGACUGGGGUUGGUUCUACUUUGCAUGUAACAUACACAACACACGUGUUACCAAAAUUGGUAGAAAUAAUCCUGGAACUGAAAAGCCAUUAUUUCGUUGCGAGAAGUGUCAUGCUAAUGUGAGGAACGUUUCACCAAAGUACAAGCUACAUUUGUUUAUCAAAGAUGAUAGUGAGUCAUGUAAAUCAUGUUGCUUGACACUGUUGCUAAUACCAUUGUUGAUAGAAGAUCCAAAAUUAUUGCCAGAACCUGUCCAGAAUAUAUGUGGAAAAUCGUUUUGUUUCGGAGUUUCAAUAAGUUCUGAUAAUGUAACAAGUGGAGCAGAUACAUUCUUCGCUGCUCAAGUCUGGACUAAUGAUACCUUGUAUCAAAUCGAGUCUGCUCCUGAACCAGUUUCAAAUAUUGGUACCAGUUCGUCCAAUUUUUCUGGUGGAGAGGUUUCCGUGUUCAACCCUAACUCUCGGAGUUCAUCCGAAGGAGUAUCAACCCCCUUCUCGAAACGUAAGGAAGACGAUGCCGAAGUAAAAGAUAUCACCUCUACCUCAAAGAAAUUGUGCACUAAAAACAUAAAGUUGAAGAAGGCUAAGAAUGAUUAG
This is a messenger RNA of Brassica oleracea var. oleracea, 1188 nucleotides long. RefSeq lists its product as uncharacterized. The record is from RefSeq and is a predicted model, not a curated record. Lineage: Eukaryota; Viridiplantae; Streptophyta; Magnoliopsida; Brassicales; Brassicaceae. The transcript has 9 exons. Bases 1 to 1188 code for a protein of 395 amino acids.